Molecule: messenger RNA, 1117 nt
Organism: Andrographis paniculata
Lineage: Eukaryota; Viridiplantae; Streptophyta; Magnoliopsida; Lamiales; Acanthaceae
Product: peptidyl-prolyl cis-trans isomerase CYP19-4-like
Exons: 9
Coding region: 28-966 (312 amino acids)
Biological process (GO): protein peptidyl-prolyl isomerization; protein folding
Cellular component (GO): intracellular membrane-bounded organelle
Molecular function (GO): peptidyl-prolyl cis-trans isomerase activity
Source: RefSeq, a predicted model, not a curated record
CUUCUUCAACCCGGUCUUGUGCAGUAGAUGUCAUCUCGGGUCGGACUUCUUUCUUUUUUCUUUUUUCUCCCAAAAAUUAUUUUUGAAAGAACGAGUUUGUGUCUUCUUCGUUGUGGUGGCCAACAGCCAGUGUCGUUGCCGCAAUCGUCACAAUCGGAUCACGUUGGGACGGAAAUCGUCUUCGUCAUAGGCUCGCUCGUCCUCAUUCGGCACGUGUUCAGUCAUCACUUCCUCGACAAGGUCUAUUCUGAUUUCUGCGACUGUUUCUCCCGGAAGAAGGAGAUGGCUAAUUCGAACAGAAGAUUGCUCUCGAUUGCAGUACUUUGGGUGCUCAUUCUGUUUGGAACUCUCGCGCUCAUACUGAAUCGAUUGGGAGAUGCUGGUGUUUCGUCCGAGGAUAAUGCGAUUGGGGAUAAGAAGGUUGGAAAUCUGGAGGAUGUGGAUGAAGUAACUCAAAAAGUCUACUUUGAUAUUGAAAUUGAUGGAAAACGGACAGGGCGCAUUGUGAUGGGACUCUUCGGAAAAAUUGUGCCAAAGACCACUGAAAAUUUUCGAGCGCUCUGCACAGGGGAGAAAGGAACCGGAUCAAGUGGGAAGCCCCUUCAUUUUAAAGGUAGCAAAUUCCACAGGAUCAUACCAAAUUUCAUGAUCCAAGGAGGCGACUUCACCCGUGGCGAUGGACGUGGCGGGGAAUCAAUUUAUGGUGACAAGUUUUCCGACGAGAACUUCAAAUUGAAGCACACAGGCUCCGGUGUUCUCUCGAUGGCGAAUUCUGGCCCGGAUAGCAACGGAUCCCAGUUUUUCAUCACAACGGUGACUACAAGCUGGUUGGAUGGACGCCAUGUAGUGUUUGGAAAAGUGCUUUCUGGAAUGGAUGUGGUAAUGAAGAUCGAAGCUCAAGGAAGAGGGAAUGGAGUUCCCAAAAGCUCAGUCGUCAUUUCCGACAGUGGUGAAUUGUCUUUCUAAUAAUCUGUACAUUUUGUUUGGUUUGAUUUUAUUUUAUUUGCCCAAAGUUUUCAGAUUCAACUUUAUUAAAAGCAUGACAUAGAAGAUAUGUGUUGCCACAGCCACCAUUGUUGUAUUCCAAAUACUGCAAGUAUAUGUAAAAUUAUACAUA